GGAAGAUUUAUUGCCAAGAUCCAAAACGGAGCAUACAAGAAAUCUUUAAUUAGGCAGUCACAAUUUGUUCACUUAACACCGAAUUUCGACUUCAUUCGACUUUUUUUUUAUCAACUUUCAGUUAGUUUUGAGUCAUCUUGUCAAUGUCAAGUUGUAGAUUGAGAGCAACUCUAGGUGUCAACCACAUCCCUCUUUGAUUCUCCUUCUCCAUUAUAUUAUCUGCUUCGCUUGGCAACCUUGAACAGGGGUCCACCCAAAUGCACCUCUGAGCUCAAGAAGCUUCGACCUCCCUCCCAUACAAACUCCCACCUGCGCAUUUGGGAACCUUGCGCGCACACUGAUCACAACAUCAAACCCCCCGAAAAGCGGUUACUCGAACAUGCCAUCAUCACUUUCGACACCACCCCAAUAACCCCAAAACGCCGCGAAGCAAAUAUAGCCAUGACACCCCCGGCGACGCUGUUCCACGCCCUCCUGCGCCCCAGCGUCCUGCAGAUCCUGCGCGCGACGGGCUACCACUGCACGCGCCCGGCCGUGCUCGACUCGCUCACCGACCUGGCCGCCAACUACCUGCUGGCCCUGUGCCGCGCCGCCUCCCAGCACACGAUCGACGACGUCGCGCCCGGCCUGGCCGAGAUCCGCAUGGCUCUCGAGGACGUCGGCGCCCUCGCACCGGAAGACGACGACGUCCAGACCGUACAGGACUUUGUGGAUUGGUUUGCUGGUGCGAGGAACGCCGAGAUCAGGAGAAUCGUUGCUGAUGGCGACGCCGAGGCGCCGGCUGAUUGGCUUACUGCACUCAAACAAAAGCACAGCAAAACUGGCGACGAUUCAAAGUUCCAGGGCACAUUGCUAGGAAAGCCCAACGAGCACGGCGAGGUCCUCGUCGAGGGCGGCAACUUUGACACGAUACAGAGCUGGUCGGAGCAUAGGAAGAAGAACAACGUCAUGACACCACCGCCGUCACCACCGCAGCACGAGUCAGGGUCCAGGCCCUCUAGUUCCGGGCUCAGCUCCUUGGGUGAUGGGGAUAUGGACUUUGAGAUGGGUGGCAGCAGCGAAACACCCGCGGGCGACGCAGCUGCUGGCGCCAUGGCCGUUGAUCCAUGAGGUUGGACCAUACGAGCGGCUUGGAUGAAAAGAGAGGAUAUGUUCUGUGGGCUUUUUCUGCGGACCUGUUGGCUCCUCGAGAGCAAUUCGGUAUAUUUCAGGCAUACAUAGCGACGGCGUCUGGGGUUCACAUUUGAUUUUGGGUUUCGGUUCAGGCGCAGGCUAAUUCUUAACAAAUCACAUCAUCACAUCGACACAAAAUAUGACUCCUGUCGCCUAUUCGGGAGCUUUUCCCUUUCAUAAUUGAGUUCUAUCAGAUCUAAUGAUCCAAAUUUCUCCG
Pyricularia oryzae 70-15 is the source of this 1390-nucleotide messenger RNA. RefSeq lists its product as uncharacterized. Gene Ontology annotation, molecular function: protein heterodimerization activity. The coding region runs from base 442 to 1110 and encodes 222 amino acids. Lineage: Eukaryota; Fungi; Ascomycota; Sordariomycetes; Magnaporthales; Pyriculariaceae. The record is from RefSeq and is a predicted model, not a curated record. The transcript has 2 exons.